AUGGCGGAUCCCAGAAGCCCUGCUGCCGUGGGCAAAGCACCACCCAUAUUCAGAAUCAACCUCUCACUCCCGCCAUCAGAACGCUAUGUCGAGCUGGCGCGUAUCUACCGAGACAAAAUGCGUGCCCUACGCGGCAUGUUCGAUGAACUGGUCCGAGGCAUUUCGCCCAAGAUUCCACUGAAAGGCGUGCAUUGGCUGGCCAAACUCUCUUUGCGCAGACUCUACACGGACGAAGAAACGGACGAAUUACGUGGGAUCAGUCGCACGACGGAUAUUGACAUGUACCUCCUCAUCAGCCUGAACACGGUACUUGACCUUCUCAUGGGCUGUACCAGUGGUGGUGUGCGCAGCAAAAGCGGAUCCCAGACCAAAAUGCUUCAUUUCCGAACUCUGGAUUGGGGUAUGGAUCCAUUGCGUGAUUUGAUCGUGCAGCUGGAAUUUGUACGAGACGAUGACCCGGAGAAAGUGCUUGCCACGAGCAUCACGUACGUGGGUUAUGUCGGCGUGCUGACGGGAGUGAGAAAGGAUUUGAGCAUGUCACUGAAUUUCCGACCUGUGCAUGAUGAAUCACGGAACGUGGCCUUUUACACGAAUCAUCUACUCGUUCUGCUGGGAAUUCGGCAAUCGAUCUCGUCACUACUGCGAGAGUGUCUUUUCCCGUUCCCCGACGGACCGAAGCCAAAGAAGAGAGAAGAAUCUCUAUCAACACUGGAAAAGAUCGUUGCUCAAAUCCCCAGCAUGCCGACCACGGCAGUGUACUUGAUCUUCAGCGACGGGGUGACUACGGUGACCAUGGAGAAAGACCAUGGAACUGCCGUCGUGCGCUCCUCACCUUCAUUCAUCAUAGCCACGAACCACGACCACGAGCCCAACUCUUUGCCACCCAAAGCUAUUGCUGAUGAAAAGAGGAAGAACCACGUUGGUCUAUCACUCGUCUCACCCGAUGGCCAAGUCAUGGCCGACCUCAUCGAAGACAGCAACGAAAGACGCGAUUGCAUGCAAGCCCGAUGGGAUGAAAAAGUACAAAAGUCUGUACAAGCUAAAGAGGCCGCUAUGAAGAAGGUCACAGAAAAUAUCGAGAAUCUUGAUCAGCCGCAGGGCAGUCGUUCAUCACUACGCCUGCGAAAGAAACGAGAGGAAGAAGCCGAGGAGGCUGAGCAACAACGCGCCUCAAUGCAGGACUCGUUGGAAGGCGCGGAUGUGGCUGCUACUCAAAAAGAAAUCAUCUCUUGGUUGACGACAUUCCCGGUCUUGAACGAAACCACACAUUACGCGACUAUCAUGGACCCGUCCAAGGGCAAAGUGGCUUGGGUACGACAAUAUGAUCCAAGCGAAUGGGAAAAGGAAAGCGGGAGUGACUAG
This is a messenger RNA of Penicillium brasilianum, 1362 nucleotides long. The record is from the annotation of a GenBank genome assembly. Lineage: Eukaryota; Fungi; Ascomycota; Eurotiomycetes; Eurotiales; Aspergillaceae.